Lotus japonicus is the source of this 771-nucleotide messenger RNA. RefSeq lists its product as uncharacterized. The coding region runs from base 1 to 771 and encodes 256 amino acids. NCBI's taxonomy places the organism in Eukaryota, Viridiplantae, Streptophyta, Magnoliopsida, Fabales, Fabaceae. The transcript has 4 exons. The record is from RefSeq and is a predicted model, not a curated record.
AUGGCAAGUAACGCUGACAGUGUUGAGUCCAAGCUAUGGCCUAAAUUAGUUGUUAAGGAAUUCAUAGAUGUUAUGGUUGAUGAAGUGACAAAUGGAAAUAUGACAAAUGGUGUAUUUCAUACUAGAACAUGGACCUCGAUGACCGCUAAGUUGAAUUUCAAAACAAAGCUUUCUUAUAAAAAAGAACAACUGAAGGCAAAGAUGCAUAGGUUGCGAGCUUUGUAUCGCGAAUUACCUGCACUUCUGAAUCACACUGGAUUUGGGUGGAAUCCUGAAACCAACACUGUCACCGCAAAUUAUAUUCGGGUUCAUGAUAAAGCUGCUCAGUUUCAAAGGAGAGAUGACGAAAUUGAGCUUGAAAAUCAAUAUCGCAAUAAUGGGGUUCAUGUUAACCUUGAUAAUGAUAGUUCUAAUGAUGAUGUUCAAGAAUUGGAGCGCGUGACUCGUAGUGGAAAGCGCCCAAUUCAAGAGAAAGAGGGCAAAUCUAAGAAAAGUACUAGAACAUGUCAAAUGGGAGAUGCACUAGCAGCAUGGGCUGAUGCAUCCAAGGCAAGGGCUGAUAGGUAUAGGGGUCAUAGUAUGGAGGCCACUUCUUCCAUUGUAACGCCAGAUUUUUCAAUUACUAAGUGUGUGACUGCACUUGAAGGAAUUGAAGGCAUCUCAGUGGAUACCUACAUGAAAGCUUGUGAAAAGUUCAAGGAGGCUGAAUAUAGAGAGAUGUUUCUUGCUAUGUCCGCUGAAAUGAGACAAGCAAGGCUUUAUAGGCUUUAA